Messenger RNA from Theobroma umbraticum, 1456 nucleotides. It is a transcript of the gene MPL1, whose product is annotated as Myzus persicae-induced lipase 1. Gene Ontology annotation, biological process: lipid metabolic process. NCBI's taxonomy places the organism in Eukaryota, Viridiplantae, Streptophyta, Magnoliopsida, Malvales, Malvaceae. Gene Ontology annotation, molecular function: hydrolase activity, acting on ester bonds. The record is from RefSeq and is a predicted model, not a curated record.
CAAGAAAUCUCAGCGGACAGUUCAGCCAAAAAAAGAAAGCUGGAGCAAUCGUAAUCGGUUUCCCACCUGCUCGUGUAUCUUCUUUCUUUUUCUCUAUUUAUAGCCAUUGGUUUUAGUAGCCUUCCAUAUCAUUCAACGAGUAUGGCUCCUCCUGGCUUGUUGAGCUUAUGUGUGCUGAUCUUGGUGGUCAUGCCUCAUAGGGCAUAUGGCUCGAGCCGUGGUCCGUUUGGCCGAAAGAAUGGUGCUGCCGCUACAGCGGAUAGUGGAAUAUGCGCUACCUCGGUGACCAUCUACGGUUACAAAUGCGAGGAACAUGAAGUGACGACCCAAGAUGGCUUUAUCCUUAACAUGCAAAGAAUUCCGGAAGGACGUGUCGGUGGGAAAAGUACUGGUGGAAACAAGAAGCAGCCAGUAUUGAUCCAACAUGGUGUCCUUGUGGAUGGAAUGACAUGGCUUCUGAACUCACCAGAGCAAAAUCUACCAAUGAUUUUGGCUGAUAAUGGCUUUGAUGUAUGGAUUCCUAACACUAGAGGGACAAGAUUCAGCAGAAAGCACGUUUCACUCGACCCUACCCAGCCGGAUUUCUGGAAUUGGUCAUGGGAUGAACUGGUGACUUAUGAUCUACCAGCUGUUUUUGACUUCGUGUUCAACCAGACAGGGCAGAAGAUUCAUUACAUUGGCCAUUCCCUGGGAACUCUGAUAGGUUUGGCAUCCUUCUCAGAGGGCCAUCAGGCGGACAAGCUGAAAUCCGCAGUCCUAUUAAGCCCAAUUGCAUACUUAAGCCACAUGACUACUGCACUCGGUAUGGUUGCUGCCAAAGCCUUUGCUGGUGAGAUAACUACAUUGUUUGGAAUAGCAGAAUUUAAUCCGAAAGGAAACGAGGCAACUGUUUUUCUCAACUCUUUGUGCAAUUAUCCUGGAGUUGACUGCUAUGAUCUAUUAAAUGUACUUACUGGUAAUAAUUGCUGUCUCAAUUCAUCCACGGUCAACCUUUUCUUAAAGAAUGAGCCUCAAUCCACAGCAACCAAAAACAUGGUGCACUUGGCUCAAACUGUUAGAGAUGGGGUUCUUGCCAAAUACAACUAUGGCAGACCAGACUACAAUGUGAUGCACUAUGGAGAAGCCAGACCACCACUUUACAAUAUCUCCAACAUUCCUCAUGACCUUCCUAUCUUCAUGAGCUAUGGAGGCCAAGAUGCUCUCUCUGAUGUCCAAGAUGUUCAGCUGCUGCUUGACCAUCUGAAGUUCCAUGAUGUUGGCAAGCUCGCCGUUCAGUACAUCAAAAAUUAUGCUCAUGCGGAUUUCAUUAUGGGAAUAAGCGCCAAGGAUAUUGUGUAUAAUCAAGUUGUUCAGUUCUUUAAAAAUCAUCAAUGAUCCCUGAAAGAAGUUUCAGUUUUUUUUUUUUUGAGAGAUAAGACUUGUAGGCUUUUAAUCUUUGAUCAAUAAUAAAUCACUU